AUGGUACAAAUCAGAGUUUUUCGUUCCGCGUGGCGUCAUGACAUAAACAGGGUGUUACAGUGCAGUAUUCUGAGACGAAGUAAGUACGGGACCGGCUCACGGCUGCAACGUCCGCGCACUAGAAGACCAAAGAAGCCGCCCGGGGAGGGAACCACGACUGACGAGAAGCGACCCAGGACCGCAUUCUCUGGCCCUCAGCUUGCUAGGCUAAAGCACGAAUUCGCUGAGAACCGGUACCUGACGGAAAGAAGACGACAAGCUCUAGCAGCCGAGCUGGGGCUUGCGGAGGCCCAGAUCAAAAUCUGGUUCCAGAACAAACGCGCCAAAAUCAAGAAGGCGUCCGGGCAGCGAAACCCGCUCGCCCUACAACUCAUGGCACAAGGACUCUACAACCAUAGCACCGUUCCUCUGACGAAAGAAGAAGAGGAAUUAGAGAUGAAGGCUAGAGAAAGAGAAAGGGAACAGCAGAAUCGGCAUUGA
Messenger RNA from Parnassius apollo (apollo), 480 nucleotides. The record is from the annotation of a GenBank genome assembly. Lineage: Eukaryota; Metazoa; Arthropoda; Insecta; Lepidoptera; Papilionidae.